Plasmodium yoelii is the source of this 921-nucleotide messenger RNA. RefSeq names its product PIR protein. The record is from RefSeq and is a predicted model, not a curated record. The coding region runs from base 1 to 921 and encodes 306 amino acids. The transcript has 3 exons. NCBI's taxonomy places the organism in Eukaryota, Apicomplexa, Aconoidasida, Haemosporida, Plasmodiidae.
AUGCCUAUUAAUCUGUGUGAUGGAAUUAAUUUGAUGGAUCGUGGUAUUCUCUUCGAUCGAGAUUCUCAAAAUUAUAGGUUAGAAGGAAGUUUUACCGAUAAGCAUUGUCCUGAUAAUAGUUGUGAUAAUGAUGACAAAAAAAUUAGUUCUGCCUUUAUAGCAUUCCUAGUUUACUUUAAUAAUAUUGGUAUUGAUGAGAAUUUAGAUAGUGAUAAAAUUGCUGAAUACGCUAUUUUAUGGUUAGGUCACAAACUGAAUCAAAAAACAGAAAAUGGAACCACCACAUUAAACAAGUUUUAUAUUAAUCAUAUAGAAAAAAAUAGUCAUUAUAAUCAGAAAAUAAAUACUAAUAGUAGUAAUAAGAUUAAAAAGAAUGAUAUAGAAAACAAAAUAAAAUCGAUGAAUAUUGAUAUUAAAGAUAUGUCUAAUUUUUAUGAAGUAUUUAAAUUAUUAUGUAAGAUGGGUGGUGAAGUUGAUAAAAAAGAAACCCAAUGCAAUACAUGUUUAAUAAAUGCUAGAGAAUUUUAUGAAAAAUAUGAAAAUCUUAAAAAUUCUUUAGAUAUUAAUAAAGGAAGUUAUUAUUUUCAACUAUGGUUAAGUUUAUCAAAAGAUUAUGACAAAUUUAAAGAGAAAUAUAAUACACGUGGAUGUAGUAAUAUCAAAUUCCUUGAAACUUGUUCACAAAGUUUAGUGACAAAAAGUCCAGUGACAAAUUGUCCAGUGACAACUAGUCCAGUGACAAAUAGUCCAGCGACAAAUUGUCCAGCGACAGAAUGUCCAGUGACAAAAAAUACACUAAUUACAAUUGCAAUUAUAUUUGUUGCAGCAUCAAUUUUAUUGGGAGUUUCUUAUAAGUAUUCGUUAUUUGGAUUUCGGAAACGAUCUCAAAAACAACAUUUAAGAGAAAAACUAAAAAAAUAA